CCCAAGCCGCAGCCCCCGGGAGGGACACGGCGCUGGGCCAGAGACGGAAUCACCGAGCGCAGGCGGAACGGGGCGCUCGGGAGCGGGACACUGAGCCGGGCUCUUUUCACGGCGGACCGGACACGCGGUUCCGGUUUUUGCCGCGGUGCCCCCUCCCCUCCGGCACGUGCCGCCCGCCCGCCGCGUGGGACUCGCCAUGCCAAAAGUACCAAAGGGCAGAGGAGGAGGGCAAGAGAAAAAAGUCAUCCAUCCUUACAGCAGAAAGGCUGCUCAGCUUACCAGAGAAGCGCACAAACAGGAAAAAAAGGAAAAGUUGAAGAAUGAAAAAGCCUUGCGUCUGAGCAUUGUAGGAGAAAAAUUGCAAUGGUUUCAAAGUCACCUUGAUCCCAGCAAAGCAGACUACACAAAGAAAGAAGCCUGUGAACUAAUUGAAAAAUAUUUGCAUCGAUUCAGUGAUGAACUGGAACAGAUUGAGUUACAUAACAGCAUUAAAGGCAGACAGGGAAGGCAGCACAGUUCCAGGGAGAUGAUCAUCAAACAGACCAUAGAGCAUGAAAGACAACUCUAUGAAGGAUAUGGGAUAGACAUUCCCGACAUUGUGAAUGGCAAACAUCUUAAAAUUUUCAGAGAAUGGGAUGGUGAUCUGAAGAAACUGCCAAACAUUAAAAUGAGAAAAGUCUCUACUAAAGAUGCUGUUUGCAGUAGGACAGCGGUGGCAAAUGGGGAAGCUGAAGAGGAAUUAGAUGCAGCAAAAGACACAGACUAAUGAGCACCAGCCGAUACAAAAGGUGAAACAGCUGAAAGGGACUGCCAGGAACCUAUUUGAACUAUCACUGGAAGCAAGAAUAAAGCGGGUAUUUUCAAUUAUAUUUGAGAAGACUUGGCUGGUUGAAUAUUUGAUUAGUUGGUUGUGCUUCAUCCUGGCCUUAAGUUAUGGAGUGAAAUUUCAGCAAGCAGCAUGUUAGAUUCAGUGUGGUGCUUACCUGUGGCCUCUAAGUUAAGCUAAAAUGGUACUAAAUAUGUGACUUAAAUCUAUCCCCCGAGGCACCAGCUCCAGAUUUUCUUUACUGAGCCAGCAACUAGGCCCUCAGCAAAUUGUGCAUUUGCAGAUGGUGGCUGAUGCUCAGGUAAUGGCUUAGAGAAGCAGGCUUUCAUACAGCCUUAUGUUAACACACUUGAAAAAAACGUCAAAAAUUGGAGGAAGGCUUCCUGUAAAGCAUCCCUCCACCUCCCUUUGUGCCUAAUUUGGACCCAUCUUUCAGGAAAGCCCUUGUCAGACUUGAGAAGAAGCAAAGGAGAGAACAGUAGGAAGAAUCUCCUUCUCUACCCCCUUCCUUUGAGAGCACAGGCCCUGGCCUGUAACUAAGAAAUGUAUGUCAACCUAGAAGCAUAGUGUCCCAUUUAGUGACCAGGAAUAUUCAUAACUUGAUCAUCAGAAGGGUUCCUAGAUCUACAACUGCAUGAACUCAGGAAAAGUCUUUAACUCUAGGGCUGUAGAGGGAGAAUGUAUAUCUGCCACUAAAAGCUAUGUGCAUAAAUUGACCAUUUUCUGAUGCUAGGGGUAGCCAGUUAACCCCUUUGUAAUGAAGGCAAUAAAAUCUCUUACAUAAAGACUAA
Mauremys reevesii (Reeves's turtle) is the source of this 1617-nucleotide messenger RNA. RefSeq names its product translation machinery associated 16 homolog (gene TMA16). The coding region runs from base 197 to 766 and encodes 189 amino acids. NCBI's taxonomy places the organism in Eukaryota, Metazoa, Chordata, Testudines, Geoemydidae. The record is from RefSeq and is a predicted model, not a curated record. Gene Ontology annotation, cellular component: nucleus. The transcript has 7 exons.